This is a messenger RNA of Eublepharis macularius, 1209 nucleotides long. It is a transcript of the gene B9D2, whose product is annotated as B9 domain containing 2. The record is from RefSeq and is a predicted model, not a curated record. The coding region runs from base 222 to 749 and encodes 175 amino acids. Gene Ontology annotation, cellular component: MKS complex. NCBI's taxonomy places the organism in Eukaryota, Metazoa, Chordata, Lepidosauria, Squamata, Eublepharidae. Gene Ontology annotation, biological process: cilium assembly. The transcript has 4 exons.
GGGCCUUGCGAGCGCGGGAGGAAAGAGAAAAGGGGUCCCGAAGAUUCCACGGCCAGAACGUGGGGAGUAUAGUGCGCGUGCGUAGAAGGACGAGUCUCUCUUGUGCGGUUUGCACGUGUGAAGGCGGCGCCGUCUCUUCUUUCUCCCCAAAUUGUAAUUGGGGCAAAAGCGAAACGUGUGAAGACUGAGGACGCAUGGAGUGAGCGUGCAGCGAGGGGUCCAUGGCUGAAGUGCACGUGAUUGGUCAGAUUGUGGGAGCCAGUGGAUUCCCAAGCAACAGCCUCUUUUGCAAAUGGGGCAUCCACACAGGUGGUGCCUGGAAACUUCUGUCGGGGCUCCGGGAGGGUCAGACGCAAGUUGACCACCCCCAGUUUGAUAACGUGGCCUACUGGUCUCACCCCAUCGACGUCCACUUUGCCACCAAAGGCUUGCAAGGCUGGCCCAAACUCCAUGUCCAGGUGUGGCACCAAGAUUCCUUCGGGCGCAGCGAACUGUACGGCUACGGCUUCUGCCACGUGCCUUCGAGUCCCGGCUUCCACCCGCUGGACUGCGUGACCUGGCGCCCCCUGGGAUCCUGGCAGGAACAGUUCUCCCAGCUCUUCGUGGGUGGGGGCCCCCAGUUGCUCAACAGCGACCUGAUCUACACAGGGGCCGACCGCUACCGCCUGCAGACCCGUGCUAUGGGCACUGUCCACUUGCAGCUGGCUGUUCUCCUGCGUAACUUUGACCGCUACGGCGUUGAGUCCUGAGCCCCAGGGUCUUCCUGCUGUGCCGUGCCUUCCUGGGGUGGGAGUCUGGCUCCUCCCUUUUGACCAAAGGCCAGAGAUGCUCCCUCGUUGGGAAGGAAAGUCUUCAGCUGCGGCACCAGUUCCGGGACGGGUUGAUUGACGGGUCCACAGACCAAUGGGAGGUCUAAUGCACGGCUCGUAGUCAGGGCGGGCCAGGACUCCGGGGUUCUCUUCUUGACUGCAUGAGCAAUGCACACUGCAGACUUUAGACAGGCGUCCUCAUGUGCCUUUUAGGGCCUAAAGGAGUUCGUUCCGGGGGUCUUACAGUGGGACAGAACAAAGCUCGGCUGGGUGUUCAGCUCUGAGGAGCAGCGAGCAAAGUUGUGAUCUUGUUGAUGAGGUUUUCUGUUCUCUUUGUUACUGCUGUUCUCUGCAUUGCAAAGUACAUCAACCCAAUUUCUGUGUGUGCAUUAAAUGGGCU